Molecule: messenger RNA, 3088 nt
Organism: Liolophura sinensis
Lineage: Eukaryota; Metazoa; Mollusca; Polyplacophora; Chitonida; Chitonidae
Product: dihydroorotate dehydrogenase (quinone), mitochondrial-like
Exons: 10
Coding region: 134-1432 (432 amino acids)
Biological process (GO): pyrimidine ribonucleotide biosynthetic process; 'de novo' pyrimidine nucleobase biosynthetic process
Cellular component (GO): cytoplasm; mitochondrial inner membrane
Molecular function (GO): dihydroorotate dehydrogenase activity
Source: RefSeq, a predicted model, not a curated record
CAACAACACGCCAAGCAACAGCCAUCAGCUUUAUAUUUUGGUUAAAAACUCGUAAAAUGAGAUUUCUUUCAUAAUCUUCGACCCCGUGUUAGGCGUGAAACCUUCGUACUCAGGGAAUAAACAGCCAAAAGAAAUGUCCAAGCUAAAGCAACUCAUUACUUUCUCAUUCGGAGGGGCUGUGACAUGUGGGUGUAUCGCUAUCUAUCAAGGCAAUGAGAAGUUUUACCGAGAGAUUUUGAUGCCUGCUGUGUGUGUCUUUGAUCCUGAAAAAGUUCACCAAUGGGGGAUAACUCUCGUCAAAUAUAACCUGUUGCCGAAGCCAAAGUUUGGGGAUUCCCCAUUCCUGUCUACCCAGGUGUUUGGGCGGCAGUUUCCUAACCCUGUGGGCUUGGCUGCUGGGUUUGACAAGCAUGCGGAGGCCGUGGAUGGCUUAAUGCAGAUGGGCUUCGGUUUUGUGGAGGUGGGAAGUGUAACCCCUGAACCACAAGAGGGAAACCCCAAACCCAGGGUUUUCAGGCUCAUGGAGGAUAACGCAGUCAUUAACAGAUAUGGCUUCAAUAGCCAGGGCCACCAGGUCGUAUAUGACAGACUGCGGACACGUGUAAAAGCACGAUUCUCCAAAGAUGAAACUCCUCAUGAUGUUACGCACAUGGCCGAUCAGCGAAACAUGCUCAACGUUAAUUUUUGGUAUGGAGAGUUGUGGGCAGGAUGGACAGAUACAGAUUACCGAAAAGCCCCAGGUGUCUUAGGAGUGAACCUAGGGAAGAACAAAACCUCUCAAGACCCUGUAGGGGACUACGUACAAGGCGUGAGGAUGUUUGGACAGUUGGCGGACUACCUGGUUGUCAACAUUUCUAGUCCCAACACCCCCGGGCUGAGGGACAUGCAGGGCAGGGAACAGCUACAACAGCUGCUUGAAAAGGUUGUUAGAGAACGGAAUUCAAUAAAAACAUCCCAUAAGCCCCCAUUACUGGUGAAGAUUGCCCCAGACUUGAGCUACAAAGACAAGGAAGACAUUGCUGCUGUCUUGAGCAAAAAACAGUGUGGCGUUGACGGUAUAAUUGUCAGUAAUACCACGGUAACGCGUCCUGAAUCCCUGAUUAGUUCAAACAAAGCUGAAGUAGGUGGAUUGAGUGGAGAGCCUCUGAAAGAUUUGGCCACGAAAACCAUCAGCGACAUGUACAGACUUACAGAAGGAAAAUUGCCCAUUAUCGGGGUAGGUGGAAUAGGCUCUGGUAAGGACGCCUAUGAGAAGAUAAAAGCCGGCGCCUCAUUGGUUCAGCUAUACACAGCUCUGGUGUAUCAAGGCCCGCCAGUGGUUGGUAGAGUAAGGAGAGAACUGGAGGAGCUGCUGAAAGAGGAUGGUUACAAAUCCGUAGCGCAUGCAGUAGGAGCUAGUCACAGACCCGACAAGAAGGCAACGAAAAGCUGACAGUAGCGCACUUUUAGGUCUCUAUAUAUAUCUUGUAAAAGUGUAUACGUAUGAAUCUUCUAACAGGAUUAAAUGAACUAAUAAGUAGGGUGGAACGUAACACAGAAAUUGGUCAUGUAAAUCAGGCACAUAAAUCUGGCACAUAAAUCUUAAUUCAUGGUCAAGGAAAUAUGCGUUACAACUAGUGACAUUUACUUUGGAAGAUUUUAUCUGAGGAACUCUCGUGGUAGUAUUGGUGUUUUUGAAAAUGAAUUUCUUGUUUAAGGUUAACAAAAUGACCAGCGGGGCUGUUGUGAUAAAAGUUUGUCUUAAAAAGUUACUUGGACCUAAAUCCAGGCAUUCGGAGAUAGUCAAGGCAGCUUAUCUUUGGUCUUCAUUUUCACACGACCUAGGAGUUCCAUAAUACGAGCCGCUUGAUGGGUGUAAUUUUGCCAGUAAAUGAUAAAAACAUAUAAGCUUUAGUUUCGGGAUAAAGUUCAUGUAAUUUGAAAUCCCACUUCCCAACUUCAAUGUUUUUCAAAAUGGCAGGACUGUCACAUGAACACUAGUCGCACUGGACAACAUGCAAAUCUCGGUAUAAUGCGUGGUGUCGCCUUACAUGAACUCCACGCCUUCGAUCAAUUUGAUCAGGGGUCAGAAGUCGUUCCAUUUGGAAAAAUUGAGUUUCCAAGCCACGAUGCUGACGCUAAAUUACCCACCUUAUUCCUCUUGUUUUAGCUACAUUCGACCACGUGUUGUCCUUCUCUCUUCUUGUGCAGUCUACUUUCUGCCUUGUUUGUCCAUUGUCAACGAUAUUUGGGAAUUUUAAAUUUGAGGGCGAUAUCACGUAGUAAAGUUACGUCAAUUCAUUGAAGAAGCAGCUUUUCACAAUGAACAUCUGAGAAGGAGCUCAUUGACUAACAAUAGGGUCACCCUCGUUACAACUGCUCGAUAUUUUGACGAACAAAGUCUUCCACAGCUCUUCUUUGUUCACGCUUUCACUCUUACCGGGAUGGCCACCAAUGUGUACGAACGAAAUGCUUACGUCACAUGCGUCGUAGACAUUGCCUUGAGAACAUCCGGACAAACACAAGUCAGAAUAUUUGGACAAACCUGUACGCUGUAUUGUAUCGACAGUCUCGCAAGAAGAAGCCAUCGUGGUCUCCACUGGCUAUAUAUGCGAGUCAAAUAUAUUGUUGCUGAACGACUGAUUUUUGAACUAUCAUAAUAAUUAUAUAUAAAAUCAGUAUGUUGACUGAAUAGAAUACUAAUAUAAAGUACAUGUAUAUGGCUAAUGAAAGGCUAAUCUGGAUUUGUGUUUUCACGUGUAUGUGAAUACUCAGGUAUAUUAAAGUGUGAACGUGUUAAAUUUAACGGGUGAUUACCAAAGCUACUUAAGAUAUUUGUGGUGCCGCAUUUAGGUUUGAAUAUAUAUUAAUUAUGGUCAAUGUUGAGAAUAGACAUUAAAGUCUUACUGUGUCGAUAACUGUGUCAAACGCUCAUCAUGUUAAAAUAAAUUCCCUGAAGAUUUGUAGCUUUUGUUGAGAUAAAAUCUUCUUCACUGGCAGCAGUAGUGCAUAAGCAUGCUGCUAUGUAUAAAGAUUCUCCAUCUUUUUGAAGAAAGCAUAUUUUUGGGAUAACUGGUUUUUACAAAAUGUAGAAAGAAUAAAAAAAUAA